AUGUCUGAACAACCCUCUGAAUCGGCCCGCCAGGCCAUCGUCCCCGACACCGCGGCCGGCCGUCGUUUCGACGCCGUCGUGGCCGAACUGUUCCCCGAAUACUCGCGUUCGCGCCUGACCGAGUGGAUCAAGGCGGGCGACGUCCUGCUGGAUGGCGCCCAGGUGCGCCCGCGCGACCCGCUGCGCGGCGGCGAGGUGGUCACCCUCACGGUGGUGCUCGAGACCCAGACCGACGCCCAGCCGGAGGACAUCCCGCUGGACGUGCUGUUCGAGGAUGAGCACCUGCUGGUGAUCAACAAGCCGGUCGGGCUGGUGGUCCACCCCGGCGCGGGCAACCACAGCGGCACCCUGGUCAAUGCCCUGCUGUUCCGCGACCCGUCGGUGGCGGUGCUGCCACGCGCCGGCAUCGUGCACCGCCUGGACAAGGACACCAGCGGCGUGAUGGUGGUGGCCAAGACCCUGGAGGCGCAGACCGCGCUGGUCGAGCAGCUGGCCGCACGCGACGUGCACCGCCAGUACCUGGCCAUCGUGAUGGGCGCACUGGUGGCCGGCGGCACGGCCGAUGCGCCGAUCGACCGCCACCCGCGCGACCGCCUGAAGAUGGCCGUGCGCGAGGACGGCAAGGAAGCGAUCACCCACUACCGCCUGCGCGAGCGCUUCCGUGCGCACACCGCGCUGGAGUGCCGCCUGGAAACCGGCCGUACCCACCAGAUCCGCGUGCACAUGGCGCACGUGCGCCACCCGAUCAUCGGCGAUCCGCUGUACGGCGGCGCGCUGAAGCUGCCCAAGGGCGCCAGUGACGAGCUGGUGGCCGCGCUGCGCGGCUUCAAGCGCCAGGCCCUGCAUGCCGAAACCCUGGAGUUCACCCACCCGAUCACCGGCGAGCCGGUGCGCAACACCGCACCGGUGCCGGAAGACAUGCUGCACCUGAUGAAGGCCGACUGGCCAGCGCCAGCAGGCGUCCAUGCGCUGACCACGCGCCGGCAUGGCGCGGGCAUCUCGCCGGCGCCGUUCGCGCAGUUCAACCUGGGCAACCGGCACGCGGCCGAUGGUGAUACCCCGGCCAAUGUCGAGCACAACCGCCAGCUGCUGCAGCAGGGGCUGGCGCUGCCGUCUGCGCCGCAUUGGUUGCGCCAGGUGCACAGCAGUACCGUGCUGCGCUUCAACGCACCACCGGUGCCGGGCGCCAGUGAGCCGGUGGCCGACGCUGCGGUGACCUCGGUGCCCGGCGUGGUGCUGGCGAUCCUGACCGCCGACUGCCUGCCGGUGGUGUUCGCGGCCACCGACGGCAGUGAGGUGGGCGCGGCCCAUGCCGGCUGGCGCGGGUUGGCCGACGGCAUGCUGGAGGCCACCGUGGCCGCCCUGGAGACACCGCCAGCGCAGUUGCGGGCCUGGCUGGGCCCGGCUGCCGGGCCGGCCGACUACGAGAUCGGCGAAGAGGUCUUCCACGCUUUUGUCGGGCAUGACCCGGCUGCGGAGGCGGCUUUCAUGGCGACCCGGCCCGGGCACUGGAAGGUGGACCUGUUCGCGCUGGCCCGCCAGCGCCUGCAGGCCGCCGGCAUGGACCCGGCGCAGGUGCAUGGCGGCACGGUGUCGACCAUGGCCGACCCGGACCUGUACUCGCACCGGCGCGACCGUCGCACCGGGCGCAUGGCGACGCUGGCCUGGAUCGCGCGCUGA
This is a messenger RNA of Cylicocyclus nassatus, 1680 nucleotides long. Lineage: Eukaryota; Metazoa; Nematoda; Chromadorea; Rhabditida; Strongylidae. The record is from the annotation of a GenBank genome assembly.